AUGAGAAGAUGUGGUCCAACACCAGUUUUGACUGUCUUCGUCGCUUACGCUCCAACAUCAUGCUACGAAGAAGAAGAAGUCGAAGCUUUCUAUAUGGACCAGGAGAAGUUCUACCGAGAAGAUCAUGCCUUCAACAAGGUCAUAAUUGGCGUUUUCAACGCCAAAGUUGGCAAAAGAAGAACGCCAGAGGAACUUCACAUCGGGACCCACGGCCUACAAUGGAAUGACCAGCUCUCCGAGUUCAUCAUGACGACUAAGACCAUCCAUGGGAACUCGCAAUUCCAGAAGCCCUCCUCUCUACGCUGGACGUGGGAGUCACCCGGAGGAGGGUAUCGUAAUGAAAUAGACCACAUCAUCGUCAAUAAAAGGUUCUGCCUGAUGGACGUCGCUGUUGUACCAAAGUUCUAUACGGGAUCGGACCAUCGCCUCCUCCGAGGAAGAUUUUCUUUCACAAGGAGAGCAGAGAAAGCCGCCAAGUUCGGAGGGAGAAAUCCCAGAACUAUCAUCAACUGGGAUCUCUUCGCUACGUUAGCCGGCUUUUGGGAAGAUUCCGCAAUGGACAACAUCGACGACGAAUAUGACCGAGAGGCGAUAAAGGAAGACCUUAAAGAGAGAAGAGCAGAAGUGCUGGCUGAAGCCGCAGAGGCGGGAAAAAGUACCCGCUAUGCACGUCAAGACUUCGCCAGUCGCAAGAUGAGGAUGACUGCUCUCCAGAACCCAAAGGGAACAACCAUUGCAUCGAGAAGGGGGAUGGAGAAAAUCAUCUACGACUUCUACUCCGAUCUCUUCGACAGCCAUGUCCACUUGCCCUCCUCACCAUCUGAUGGAAGACGGACAAGUCAUUCCAGAGGUUCUCCCGUCCGAAAUACGACAUGCUACCAUGUCGGUAAGAAAUCGUGCGGCACCCGGUCCCGACAGAAUAAGACCAGAACACUUGAAGAACCUUCCGCCAGUACUCAUCAACACCUUGGCGAGGCUCUUUACACGUUACCUGUCGGAAUGCAAGGACAGCCAUGCGAGCAAGCAGGGUUUCGAAAAGGAUUCAGCACGAUUGACCACAUUCACACUGUUUCGAAACUCAUCGAGGUAUCACGAGAGUACAAGAUGCCGCUCUGUCUCACCUUCAUCGACUUAAAGAAGGCCUUCGACUCAGUUGAGACAGAAGCGGUCGUGGAAGCCUUGGACAACCAAGGCGUCCCUACAGAGUACGUAAAGAUACUUCGAGAGUUGUACAGUAAUUUCAUGACCUUAAUUUCGCCAUUCUACAAAAAUGUCAUCAUUGACGUCAAGAGGGGAGUCCGACAGGGUGACACAAUCUCACCCAAAAUAUUCACAACCACCCUCGAGAACGCAGUGCGAAAGUUGGAAUGGGACGACAUGGGAGUGAAGGUCGACGGUCGGCAGCUACACCAUUUGAUGCUGAUUCGCUGA
This is a messenger RNA of Necator americanus (New World hookworm), 1431 nucleotides long. RefSeq lists its product as uncharacterized. The record is from RefSeq and is a predicted model, not a curated record. The transcript is spliced from 3 exons. NCBI's taxonomy places the organism in Eukaryota, Metazoa, Nematoda, Chromadorea, Rhabditida, Ancylostomatidae. The coding region runs from base 1 to 1431 and encodes 476 amino acids.